Messenger RNA from Besnoitia besnoiti, 5040 nucleotides. RefSeq lists its product as uncharacterized. Gene Ontology annotation, biological process: translesion synthesis. Lineage: Eukaryota; Apicomplexa; Conoidasida; Eucoccidiorida; Sarcocystidae. Gene Ontology annotation, molecular function: DNA-directed DNA polymerase activity. The record is from RefSeq and is a predicted model, not a curated record. The coding region runs from base 1 to 5040 and encodes 1679 amino acids. The transcript is spliced from 5 exons.
AUGGCCGCCCCAAACAAGGCCGCAGUGCGCUCUGUGCCGUCGGCUUCGUUCUCUCCUGCGCGUCGUCACGCUGGCACCUCUCCGUCCUCCUGUCCCUCCCUCUGUUUUCCGUCUCGUUCUCCUUGCUCUCAAUUCUCCCUCUCUCUAGGAAGGCAGAGAGACGCGACCUCGCAGGCGCUGCGCGCGUCCGCGGCCUGCUGCUGCUCAGGCCUCGGCUGUUGCGCAGCUCUAGGGGAUGCCCGCGCGGCACCGGGCGUGGCACGCUCUUCUCUCUGUCGGUCCUCCGCCUACUCGGCGUCUGCCAGCUCGCCGCCUCCCUCCGGGCUGUCCGCGGAGUCGCCCUGCGCGGCGCGAACCGUAGUUCACGUGGAUAUGGACUGCUUCUACGCGCAAGUCGAGACCCUACGGGACCCGUCCGUCGCGGGGAAGCCGCUUGCAGUGCGGCAGAAGCAGCUGAUUGUGACAACGAACUUGGUCGCGAGAUGCCCCCCGUGGAAGCUGCGGAAGGGGAUCUACUUGCCCGAGGCCAUCCGCAGAUGCCCGUGCCUCGUCGUGAAGAACGGAGAAGACCUGAGCAAAUACAGAGACGUAUCUGACCGCAUUCUAAACGCCAUCCAAGAGAAAGCGUUCCUUCUCGCUCUGGAAAACUCCCCCCCCUCCUCCAGGUCGCCGUCUUCCUCGGCCGGCGACGAGCCUGACGCCCCAGCGGUGGAGGCUUUGCCCUCGCGGGCCUCCGCGCCUGGAGCUGCUUCACGACCUCGCGCACCUUCGUUGACCUCUCAGCCCUCGUCGUCUUCCCGUUCAUCUGCUUCCUCUUCUUCAUGCAACCCAUCGUCCUCCUCGUUGACUUCGUGUUUUUCCUCUUGUUUUUCGUCUUCUUGCUCUUCCUCUUCUCCCUCUCAUUUCUGUAGUCUGUCGUCUUGCGCUCUGUCGUCUUGUUCUUCUUCUUACUCGUCCUCUCCUUACUCUUCUUGCUCGUCGUCUCUUUGCUCUUCGUCUUCUUGUUCUUCGGUUGCUUGCUCUCUGCCUCCGUCUAGUUCCGCUGCUGGUCUACUUUCGCAUCGUUCAUCUCGCCCUCCUCGUGAGGACGUCGCUCGGUAUGGCUCUUUCCCCGCUUGUGCCUCGCGCGCCUCAGGGCCCUCGGCGUCUCCCACCUCUUUCGUCCUCUCUGCGGAGGCGCGGCCUGCCUCUCGGCGGCGCAGCUCUUCGCGAAAGGGCGCGUCGUCCGUCUGCGCGUGCCACUGCCGUUCUCUGUCUCGUCAGGCCUCUCGCGCGGUUGUGCGAGCGAUGCUUCGGCAGCCGCUCGCCGUCCAGCGCCUGGGGCUCGAUGACUUCUUCAUCGACGUCACCGCCCUCGCUAGCGCCGGCGCACGCGCCCUGCGCGAAUUUCUUGCCUCGCGGCUCGCUGACGCGCGAGACGAGAACGAGAAGGGCGCAGGCUCGGAUGCGCCCGCGACGCCCUCGGGACAGGAGGCGAACGCCUUCGUCCGCCGCGAGCGAUGCGCAGCGCGAGAAGCCUCCUCAUGCCACCCCGCUGCCCGCGCUGCCGCCGCAAGCGAGUCAGGUCGCGAAGAGAGCCGUGCGGAGACGCGUGCAGAAGAGCAGGGCGAGGGAGAGGCGAAAAGCCUCUCGCUCGCCCUGACAGGCACUCCCCAAGACAGGCGCGAGCUGCUGGAUUGUUCGGUUUGGUCUCCGCGAGAGGAGUGCCCCCCUCGCUUGGCUGCAGGCCGCGGGCGCGAAGAUUUCUUCUUCCCAGAGGGCGCCUUCCGCUGCUCGCGGUGCGCCUUCGUGGCGGUCGCGGAAGAAGGCGAGCCUCCGCGGCCGAGUGGGCAGACCGAGGGGGCGGAGGCGUCCUGCGCGCUCGUGUUCCUCGCCUUCGCGCCCUCCGUCUACCCGCAGAAGGCCGACGAGGCGGCGGGUGGCGGAGGCGGAGGCGGAGGCGGCGCCGCGGCGGGCGUUGAAGGCGGAUCGGCGGAGAAGAAGGACUUUGGGGUCCUCUGCGACGCCUCGCAGCAGGCGCUCUAUUGCCUCGCGAGCUGCGAGGAAGAGGAGGAGGCGCGCGGCGCAAGGCGUCUCAGCGGCGAAAGAGGUUCCGUGCCGGCAGGCGAUGGGCUGAGCAGAAAGAGACUGCGACGCGAAGACGUGGCUGCCGAGGGAGAGAGUGCCUUGGCCGCCAGCGAGGCAGGUGGAACUGAGCGAGCUUCGCGUCGAGGAGACGCGCAUGGGGAAUGCGAAGAGCCCGCGAGAGACGCCGACCUCAGUCGCAGAGAAGUAGGAAAACAACGCGCACCCGACGGAGGCGGCGACGCCUCCGUCGGACGUCUUUGUCCCUGUCUGCUGCCUCUGGCGAUCGCUUCGCAUCUCGCCCAGGCUGUCCGCUCGUACAUCCACACGCGCAUUGGCCUGACGAGCACCGCAGGCAUCGGCACGAACAAAUCUCUAGCCAAGCUUGUCGGCGCCUACAACAAGCCCAGCCACCAAACGCUUCUUCUCCCGCAGCAGCGGCGGGAGUUCCUCGCUCCGCUUUCGCUUCAGAAACUCCCUGGGUUCGGCUGGACCCUGCUUCGCCUUCUCCACCGCGCGCGGAUUCGAACCUGUGCGGACCUCCUCGCCGCGCCGCUCGCGCGGCUGGUCGGCCUUUUGGAAGCCGCGAACUUCCACUUUGCUCCCGCGGCGUUUCUCGCGAAGACGCAGCUCGUCGAUGGCAGACUGCCCCGAGGCGUUUGGGGCGAAGGCGCGGACGCCGAGAAACGCCGCUCCACGCGCGAGCGAGAUGCCCCUCUGGGCAGGGCGAAGGCCGCGCAGGGGGACGACGGCGCUUUGCUCGCCUCUGAAGCAUCUCCUACCCCGUCUGCCUGCGUUCCUUCCCUCUCAUCCGGUGAGGCCUCUCCCACAGCAGCUGCGCCGUCGCCCUUCCUCCUGUCCGCGCUCUGCCUCCGCGCCUUCUGUCUCGGCGACGAAGGCGAGCCGGUCGUUACCACGCUCGCCCCGAAGAGCCUGAGUGCGGAAGAUUCUUACGUCGCGCGCGGUGUACGGACACCCGAGCGCUUUGUGCUCGAGGCCCAGAAACUCGUCGCCAGGCUCCUGAAGCGGCACGCCGACCAUGAGCAGAAGUUCGAGCAAGUCGCCACGUCCUUCAAGUUGCACAUUCGGCAGAAGGACUUCAACGGGGAGGGCCGUCAGAUGACGCUGCCCUCGUCUUUCUGGGAUCCUUGCGUCGCAGCCACGCAGGCGUCGGCUCCUCCGUCUCCCUCGGCGUCUGCGGCGUCUUUCCUUUCCUCGUCUGCGGCUGCUUCGUCGUCUUCUAGCGCCACUUCUGCUUCUUCCCCAUUAAGUUGUCCUUCUUUUUGCGCCUCAUCGGAUCUCGUCUCGCUCUUGUGCGACGCCCAUCGCCCUCUUUUCUCGCAGGUUGAAGCGCAGCUUCCCUCUGAAGUUCUGCGUCUCCUUCAACGGCUUCUGCCUGCCUACGGAGACGCCACCACAGGCCACAAACCCGCUCGCGCCGAGCUGUCGCACCAGGCUUCCAGCCGCUUCCCCUACUCACCUGCUUCUUCGUCGUUUUCUACCUUAUCUUCUCUCUCCUCUGACUCUUGCUUAGAAGAGCAGUGUGUCGUUGGAGCAGCCGUGCCCUCCAGAGACUCCGCAGGCGCUUUGUCUGCGCGUCUUCCUGUUUCGUCGCCUCCAUCGACUUGCCCAGGCGACGACGCGUCGGCGCGCGUGCCGCUCACGCGGGGGACAGGCGCGGAGACUCGGCCGCCGGCAGAGGGCUGUCAGGCUUUUCUGCUUCUUCACUACGCACUCCUCCUGUUCCUUCGAUUUGACUUUCCUCUCGCGCUCUCCAGCCGCGCGGUGCAGCCAGAUGCCUGCGACAGCUGGGAAGCCCCGGAGGCGGAGGAACUGCGAGAACGAGCCGGUCCCGCACCACCGUUCGAGCUCCACAAGAUUUCUGUUGGGUUUUCGAGCUUCCAAGGCAAGCGCGAGAGAGAGAGGGAACGUCGGAAGGAGGUAGAGCGAGCGCGGGAGCUGACCAGGAGGCCGCUGGACGCGUUUCUGCGCGGCGCCAUGCGCAGGCGGGAGCUUCGCCUGAAGCUCGAAGAAAGCCGAGAGGAACAGAGGCCAGGCCCCACCACAGGCGCGAGAGACGGGAGACAGCAGGCGCCGCCGGAAGUGGACAGGGACGUCGAGUGCAUAGACCUCGUGACCGACGAGGAAGAAACGGAAGGCGAAGAAGACCUGCCGCAGGGAGGCGGCAACGAGAGAGGACGCCUCUGCGAAGGACAGCCCGCGAAAGCUGAACUCGCAGCUGCCGAACAGAGAGAAAGUUUGCUACAGGCCGCGCAAGAGGCGAGCUUCUCCUUCUCUCAGUCUACCGCGCGGUCCGUAACCUCCGGCGACACUGCGAAGCUCGACAGCGCGAGCGAACGGGGCGGGGGCGAUAGCGAAGGAAGCGAGGCGAUUUGCGAAAGCGAAAGCACAGAAAACGCUGCAGAGGAAUCUCUCAUCGGCAGGGGCAGACGAGGCGAGGCAUGGAGAGAAAGAGAGACACAGGAGGCGGUCGCCGAUGGCAGCGACGCCUCUGGCGUGGAAGCCGGUAGAGCAAGACGAGAGAGAGAGGGCGGCAGAGAGGAAAGGGACUGGCGGCUCGUCAGCGAGAAGCAAGCGGGCAGCCGAGAGGUCAUAAGCCUAUCGGAAGAUUCUGCCUUGUCAGAGCAAGAGACGACGUCAAUCGGCAACGAGCGCGCUCUCUUGUCACCCGUCUUCUCGACGACAUGCUUCGUCUCUUCCUUCGUCUCCUCUCCGUCUUCGCGUGGCUCGUCUUCUCGCUCUCUGUCGCCUGAGCGGUCCCUCGCGUUCUCCCCUCCUUCUUCUCUCUCGUGCGCUGCGCCUGCGGCCGCCGGCGCUCUCUGCGGCGCGCCCGCCUCGUUUUCCUCUUCUCCGUCUGCGUCAUCUCCUUCAACGGAGUUUUCUUCCUCACAUGCGGCUAGCGAGGCGCCCGACGCCCCGCAGGGCGCCGCAGCAAGAAACGAGCCAAAAGUCUAG